CGGCUGAUUUCUUAAUGGACCGGACCCAUCCCGUCGCCUCUGCGCAUGCUCCUGCGUAAACACUAUGUUGGGGGAAAUUAGGUGUCUCUCUUUGGGAAGUCGAGUUUUAAAAAGCUCGGGCAGACCAUGAUAUGACGACUUCACUGAUCUUGCAUCCACGCUGGGCGGAUACCUUCAUGUACGUGUAUGAGGAGAACCCGAAUGAAAAUAAUCAGAAUAAAAUCCCAGCAAUGGAAGGGCUAAGUGGGAACUGCCCAGCGAGCCACUGCAGGGAUUUAAUCACUCACCCGGUAUUGGGUCGUCAUUCCAGCACCAUUGGGACUCACCAGGGUUCUGUCUACACGGAUAUACCUGCUCCAGAUGCCACCCGGCAGUGCCCCGCGCCACCAGCUUCCUCCAACGCCACCUUGGGCUAUGGCUAUCCUUUUGGAGGCAGCUACUACGGAUGCCGAUUAUCCCAUUCCCACAACAUGAACUUACAACAGAAACCUUGUUCUUACCACCCAGCCGAAAAAUAUCCCGAGCCUACCGGCUCCCUCCCCAGCGAAGAACUAUCCUCAAGGGCCAAAGAAUUUGCUUUUUACCCGAGCUUUGCCAGCUCCUACCAGGCGGUUCCUGGUUAUUUGGACGUAUCGGUAGUUCCAGGUAUCAGUGGCCACCCAGAGCCAAGACACGACGCACUGCUUCCCAUGGAAGGGUACCAACACUGGGCUCUUUCCAAUGGCUGGGACGGGCAGGUCUAUUGCUCGAAAGAGCAGUCACAGUCUACCCAUCUCUGGAAAUCACCUUUCCCAGAUGUGGUCCCUCUUCAGCCAGAAGUGAGCAGCUACCGUAGGGGGCGAAAGAAAAGAGUCCCCUACACGAAAAUCCAGCUGAAGGAGUUAGAAAAGGAGUACGGCGCCAGCAAGUUCAUUACCAAAGAGAAGCGAAGACGGAUUUCAGCGACCACUAAUCUUUCCGAGCGCCAGGUCACUAUCUGGUUUCAGAACCGCAGGGUGAAGGAGAAAAAAGUCGUUAGUAAAUCUAAGACACCUCACCUUCACGCUACCUGACAAAGAAAUCUCUCCGAAUUGGGGAGGGAGGGAGAUAAUUAAAAAUAUAAAGAAAAAAUCAAAAGGAGGAGAGAAGCAAACAAAGAUACAAAUAUUUAUCUGGUAAAUUUGUAUAAAUAAGAACCCGCAUUCCAACUCUUUCAAUAGUUUGAUUAUUUAAACCCCCGGGGGGGGGUUUAAACCUCCAUCUUUGGUUUAUUCUGUCCAUGCAUUGCCGUCUUGAACUGUGAAUCCCGUCUCCCUUCUUAAAUAUUCAUUUUGAUAUGGUUUUAAAUGUGCACAUUUAACAAGAGGAGGGGGAGGAGGAGGAGAGAAAAGGGGAGGGGGAAAACGCAUACACAAUAUGUAGAUUUGCCACGCAGGGAUUCUGAAUAUUAUUUUGUAGCUCCAGCCCUCUCCCCUUGCAGCUUAUCAAAGAUUUUCCAUUUCUUUGGCAGUUUCUGUCUCUGAUGUAAAUAAUAAUAAUUAAAAUUAAAUAAAUAUAUAGAUAUAUGUAUAUAUACAGAACCUAUUGACAGUGAUUCCAGUAAAGAAAUCCUAAAUUUCUUUUGGGGUUUUUUAACGUGGACCUAAAAAUAUGAAUGGAAAAAAAAUAAGGCUGCUACCCUGAAUGUUUUGUUGUUGCUGUUUUCCUGAUUUUGGUCUGUUACAUGCCAAUAAUUUUAAGUCGCUCCUGCAUUUAAAGUGAGACCGGCUAUGUAAUUCCUAGGGCACGAUCCAGCCGACGAUAGUAACUUCCAGAUCCGCUUGAUUUUGAUAGGGGGAAAUAAGACAUGGACAUAAAUGGGAUUUCAAAGUGCUUAACUUUGGUAGGAUCAUGCCCUUAAUUAUUAUUGUUAUUAUUUUGAUUUUCUGUAAUAUCUUCUCACUGGGUUGAGUUGUUGUUGUAUGUUUCCUCCAAAAAAACUGGAGUGUUUAUUCUCCAUCGACAGUAUGGAAAGUGCACAAUGUGGCUCUGAUGUGUUUUUCACUCUACCCCCCCUAUUAUCAGUCGCUAAGAGGAGUCAGUGUUCUUUCGCCAUGUUAAAGCAAUCCAUUUUUUUAAAAAAAUGUCUUGUAUAUGUAUAUAAUGUGGUGUCCUAAUGAUAUGUACUGAAUGCUGAAUACAUUUCUUAAAAAUAAAUCUCUCUCUUUCUUCCCCCCUC
This is a messenger RNA of Rhineura floridana, 2197 nucleotides long. It is a transcript of the gene HOXC13, whose product is annotated as homeobox C13. Gene Ontology annotation, molecular function: RNA polymerase II cis-regulatory region sequence-specific DNA binding; DNA-binding transcription factor activity, RNA polymerase II-specific. Bases 132 to 1052 code for a protein of 306 amino acids. Gene Ontology annotation, biological process: regulation of transcription by RNA polymerase II. The transcript is spliced from 2 exons. NCBI's taxonomy places the organism in Eukaryota, Metazoa, Chordata, Lepidosauria, Squamata, Rhineuridae. The record is from RefSeq and is a predicted model, not a curated record.